Messenger RNA from Columba livia (rock pigeon), 2298 nucleotides. RefSeq names its product mucin-2-like. Lineage: Eukaryota; Metazoa; Chordata; Aves; Columbiformes; Columbidae. The transcript has 4 exons. The record is from RefSeq and is a predicted model, not a curated record. The coding region runs from base 75 to 1958 and encodes 627 amino acids.
CCGCCCCAGGACGUCCGGCGCGCUCUGGCUGCCCAAUCAGCGCGCGGGGGCGUGGCCGAGGCGGCGGCGAGCGGAUGGAGCCGAUGGAACCUCCGCAACCUCCAGAGGGGGGGUCAGGGCCGCCCCUCCCCCAUCCUCUUGCCCCUCCCCCCCCCUCUCCGGACCCGCCCCCUUUUGGGGUGCCCUGGGUGGGGGAGGGGGACCCUCUGCCGGUUUUGGGGGGGGUGGCCGCCCCCAUUUUCAUUCGGGGGGAGACGCAGCGGCUGGUGCGGGAAUUGGGGAGGGCCCGGCCCCUCCCCCACCUGCCCCACGUCAAGAGGGUGCGGGGGGGGGAGGGGCCGGGGGGGGAGGGGCCGGCGGUGCUGAUCUGUCUGGAGAGCCAACUGGGAACCCCCCCAGGUGUCAGCGAUGAUGUCACUGAUGAUGUCACCGAUGAUGUCACCACAGUCCCUGGAAGCGCUUGUGGCACUGGGGACACCAGUAGCAGGGACACUGGAGCUGGAUGUGUCACUGGGAGCACUGGGGACACCAGGGACGUUGUCACCGUCACCACCAGCGGUGGCUCUGGGGACAUUGUCACCCCUAUUGGGGACACCAGGGACAUUGUCACCGUCACCACCAGCGGUGGCCCUGGGGACAUUGUGAUCACUACUGGGGACAACAAGGACAUUGUCACCGUCACCACCACUGGUGGCACUGGGACCAUUGGGGACACCAGGGACAUUGUCACCGUCACCACCAGUGGUGGCUCUGGUGACAUUGUCACCGCUACUGGGGACACCAGGAACAUUGUCACCGUCACCACCACUGGUGGCACUGGGACCAUUGGGGACACCAGGGACAUUGUCACCGUCACCACCAGCGGUGGCUCUGGGGACAUUGUCACCCCUAUUGGGGACACCAGGGACGUUGUCACCGUAACCACCAGUGGUGGCCCUGGUGACAUUGUCACCCCUCUUAGGGACACCAGGAACAUUGUCACCGUCACCACCAUUGGUGGCACUGGGGACAUUGAGGACACCAGGAACAUUGUCACCGUCACCACCAGCGGUGGCUCUGGGGACAUUGUCACCCCUAUUGGGGACACCAGGGAUGUUGUCACCGUAACCACCAGUGGUGGCCCUGGUGACAUUGUCACCCCUCUUGGGGACACCAGGAACAUUGUCACCGUCACCACCAUUGGUGGCACUGGGGACAUUGAGGACACCAGGAACAUUGUCACCGUCACCACCAGCGGUGGCUCUGGUGACAUUGUCACCACUACUGGGGACACCAGGGACGUUGUCACCGUCACCACCAGUGGUGGCUCUGGGGACAUUGGGGACACCAGGAACUUUGUCACCGUCACCACCAGCGGUGGCUCUGGUGACAUUGUCACCACUGCUGGGGACAUUGUCACCACUACUAGGGACAUUGUCACCACUACUGGGGACACCAAGGACAUUGUCACCGUCACCACCAGCAGUGGCCCUGGGGACAUUGUCACCACUACUGGGGACACCAAGGACAUUGUCACCGCCAUUGGGGACACUGUCACCACCAUCCCUGGUGCCACCCCCCCCCAUGUCCCCACUGUCCCCCUCCCCCCCCCUCCCCGUCCUCCUGGGUCCCCACGUGUCCCCCCACGGUCUGGGUCCCCCAUUCCGCGUCCUCGUCCCCGCCCGCGUCCCCAAGGGGGUGACGGAGGUGACAGCGGCUCGAGCGGCCGCCCUGUGGCCCUGGGUGACGCGGGGGGGGACGUUGGGGACAAUGGGGACGGAGCUGCCCCCGGAGGAGGUGACAGAGGUGACAAAGCUCAUGGGGGUGGCGGUGGCGGCCGCGCGGCGUGGGGCGCGGGGGGGGGAUGGUGGCGGCGGGGGGGGCGGCCGUGGAUGUCGCGACAGGGCGGGUGGUGGCGACAGCGCACGACGGGCGGCGGGGGGGUCACCCGUUGGCCCACGCCACCAUGCGCCUCCUAGAGGAGGUGGCGAGGCGCCAAAGGGGGGCGUGGUUAUGGCGAUGACGUCAGCGGUGACGCCACGCCCUACCUUUGCGCGGGGUGCGACGUCUACCUGACGCGGGAGCCGUGCGCGCUCUGCGCCAUGGCGCUCGUGCAACGCGCGGGCGCGCCGGGUGUUGUUCGGGGUGCGAGUCCCGCAGGGGGCGCUGUGCGGGAGGUACCGGUUGCACGGGAGGAGCCCGCCGCUCAAUCACCGGUAUCGGGCGUUCGGGGGGGUGCGGGCGAGGGAGUGUGAGCAGCUGGGGCUCCGGUAAACCAGUAUAAACCAGUAUAGACCAGUAUAAACCAGUACAAACCCA